AUGUACAGUUUCGGUUUGAAUGUUGCUCGUACUGCAGGAAUUAGCAGAAAUUAUGCAACACUGAGAGAAAUUGAAACAAGAUUGAAAUCCAUUAAAAACAUCGAAAAGAUUACCAACACAAUGAAGGUUGUGGCUUCUACGAGAAUGGGAAGAGCGCAACGAGCAAUGGCAUCUUCAAGAGCAUUCCGUGAGGGUGACUCUGAUUUUUUUGCAACAGCCGAAACUGCUACUCCUGAGACAGCAGAGAAGACUCUUAUUAUUGCAGUCUCUUCAGACAAAGGCUUAUGUGGAUCCAUCCAUUCUCAAAUUGCAAAGGCCACCAGAGCCAAGUUGCAAGAGACUCCGAAUGCCGAUGUCGUCACAAUUGGUGAUAAAAUCAAAGCUCAAAUGCUCAGAACACAUUCAAACAAUGUUGUUUUAUCUUUCAACGGUGUUGGAAAAGAGGCACCUACUUUCUGGGAAGCUUCUUUGAUUGCUGAUGAGAUUCGUAAGCUGGGUGACUAUGAUAAAAUCGAGGUCAUGUACAACAAAUUUGUCUCUGGUGUUGCUUUUGAGCCUUCUGUGUUCCCAUCCUUCUCCCCUAUCUCAAUUGAAGAGUCUCCAAAACUGUCAGAGUUCGAAUUAGAGGAAGAUCAGGCAAUUCCAACCUCUCUUUCUCAAAUAUCAUUGACCAACUCCAUUCUCAAUGCAAUGGCCGAAGGAUAUGCAUCUGAGAUCUCGGCCAGAAGAAAUGCGAUGGACAAUGCCUCUAAAAACGCUGGAGAAAUGAUCAACAAGUAUUCUAUCCUGUACAACAGAACUAGACAGGCUGUGAUUACUAACGAAUUGGUCGACAUUAUCACUGGUGCUUCAUCGCUCGACUAG
Molecule: messenger RNA, 864 nt
Organism: Ogataea parapolymorpha DL-1
Lineage: Eukaryota; Fungi; Ascomycota; Pichiomycetes; Pichiales; Pichiaceae
Product: ATP synthase subunit gamma, mitochondrial
Exons: 2
Coding region: 1-864 (287 amino acids)
Biological process (GO): proton motive force-driven ATP synthesis
Molecular function (GO): proton-transporting ATP synthase activity, rotational mechanism
Source: RefSeq, a predicted model, not a curated record